This is a messenger RNA of Asparagus officinalis (garden asparagus), 2263 nucleotides long. RefSeq names its product probable methyltransferase PMT13. Gene Ontology annotation, cellular component: cytoplasm; endosome; trans-Golgi network. Gene Ontology annotation, molecular function: methyltransferase activity. The record is from RefSeq and is a predicted model, not a curated record. Lineage: Eukaryota; Viridiplantae; Streptophyta; Magnoliopsida; Asparagales; Asparagaceae.
UCUAAAUCCCUCUUCUUCCUCUCUUCACUGUGCGCACUACUCAAAGUAGUGCUCACCCACCAAAUUUCUCAUCUCCCCUUCACCCUCCAAAAUCCCAAAACAAAUCUCAGAUCCCUAAAUCUCGAAACCCUAAAGUCAAAACCAUAGCCAAUGGGUCACAUAAAUCUCCCGCCAUCUCGCCGCUCUCUCCACCGCCGCUAACUCCUCGACGCCGCCUGCAUGUCCUUCUUCGCCGGCGUCGCCGUCUUCUUCCUCCUCGUCUUCACCUCCCUCGGCGACUCCCUCGCCGCCUCCGGCCGCCGCUCCCUCGCCGCCUCCGACCCCCGCCACCGCCACCGCGUCCUCGAGCUCCUACUCGACUCUCCGCCGCGAGAUCGACGGCGGGAGGCGUCUGUGGGGACGUGGGGAUGCGAGGGGCGGGGAUGUGGAUUUGAUGCGCGUCGCGAGGAUCCGAGGAGGAACAGUCAGUUGAGCAGGGAGAUGAAUUUUAUAGGGAGCGUCAUUGUCGGCGCCCCAGAGGAUGGGCCGCUUUGUUUGGUGCACGGCGGGUAUCGGAUUCCGGUCCAGUGGCCGGAGAGCUUGCACAAGAUAUGGCAUGAUAACAUGCCACAUAACAAAAUCGCAGAGCGAAAAGGUCAUCAAGGCUGGAUGAAGAAAGAAGGCCUGUACUUUAUCUUUCCAGGUGGUGGCACUAUGUUUCCAGAUGGAGCUGUGAAGUAUAUUGAGAAGCUUGGACAAUUCAUCCCCAUUAAUGGCGGCGAUUUGAGGACAGCUCUGGAUAUGGGAUGUGGGGUUGCAAGCUUUGGAGGAUUUCUACUUAAAGAAAAUAUCACUACACUUUCUUUUGCUCCAAGAGACUCUCAUAAAGCUCAAAUACAAUUUGCCUUGGAAAGAGGAAUCCCUGCAUUUGUUGCCAUGCUGGGCACUCGCAGACUUCCAUUUCCUGCGUACUCAUUCGAUUUGGUUCACUGUUCGCGAUGCUUGAUUCCCUUCUCUGCCCAUAAUGGAACUUAUUUUGUUGAGGUAGACCGCUUACUUAGACCAGGUGGAUAUCUUGUCAUAUCCGGUCCACCUGUGCAGUGGCCUAAACAGGACAAGGAAUGGGCUGAGCUUCAAGCUGUGGCUCGUGCCUUGUGUUAUGAACUUAUUGUUGUCGAUAGCAACACCGUAAUUUGGAAGAAACCUUCAGGUUCAGCAUGUCUUCCUAAUCAAAAUGAAUUUGGAAUUGACAUGUGCGCCGACUCUGAUGAUCCAAGUGAAGCAUGGUAUUUUAAGUUGAAAAAAUGUGCCAGUAAAGCUUCCCUCGAGGAGGAAAUAGCUGUUGGUUCCAUCGCAAAAUGGCCAGAAAGGCUGUUGAAACCCUCUGCAAGGGUGUCUCUAAUGAGAAGUGGGGUUGAUGUGUUUGAAGCUGAUACGCGACGUUGGGCUAGACGAGUUGCAUACUACAAGAAAUCACUUGGCUUGAAGUUAGGGACUCCUAGGAUUCGCAAUGUUAUGGAUAUGAAUGCAUUUCUUGGAGGUUUUGCGGCGGCUCUGUCAGCUGAUCCUGUCUGGGUUAUGAAUGUAGUUCCUGCUCGAAAGCCUUUAACUCUGGAUGUGAUUUACGACAGAGGUCUUAUUGGAGCCUAUCAUGAUUGGUGUGAGGCUUUCUCAACUUAUCCUCGAACCUACGAUCUAAUCCAUGUAGCAAGAAUCAGCUCACUGAUGCGAGAUCCGGUAUCUGGUAGGGCCAGGUGCAACCUUGUUGACCUAAUGGUAGAAAUGGACCGCAUUCUACGUCCAGAAGGAACUGCCGUAAUUCGUGAUGCACCAGAUAUAAUAGAAAAAGUGGUACGAGUUGCUCGUGCAAUUCGAUGGACAGUCAAAGUGCAUGAAUCCGAGCCUGAAUCUCGCGGAGGUGAAAAAAUCGUCAUCGCUACCAAAAAAUUUUGGAAGCUGCCUUCAAACUCUCAGUGAUACCUUACAUUCUUCCUUUUCUUUUUUCUUGGUUUUUCUCUUUACAACGUGGUAUGAAUAGGAGAACAGGAUGGGGGCAUGAAGAUGCAACCACUGUAGAUAUUCUUUACCAUUACCAUAGAGUGAAAUGGUAAUAGAGGAUCAAUCUCAAAUAUCAAUGUAAUUUUCCCCCUUUUGGAUUAGUAAUUUGUAUUUAUUGUUGUAUAAUGAAGAGGGAACAGAUGAAAGGUGUUACAUAUGUAAGCCCUAUAUUUUACAUUCUGAUGUUUAAAAGCAGAGGAGCUGGACUCUUGUUCAUAUGUAUUUA